Molecule: messenger RNA, 1375 nt
Organism: Girardinichthys multiradiatus
Lineage: Eukaryota; Metazoa; Chordata; Actinopteri; Cyprinodontiformes; Goodeidae
Exons: 6
Coding region: 126-782 (218 amino acids)
Source: RefSeq, a predicted model, not a curated record
CGCAUGAAAUAUUGAGAGCACUGGAGCUUCCGUUUCAGACACAGAGUGGAAGGGGAGAAGAGCCUAGAGGCCAGCAGACAGAACAAGACGCGGAAAAGAAGUGGGAGGGAGACACUUGAGCAGGGAUGGAGGAAGAAAGCGAGGCAACGUCUGUCCAGGCAGAAAAACUGACUGAAAACUGCAGUGAGGAAAUCGAGUCUAAAAGUAUCCAGACACCAGAGGAAACCAGCAGGAAUAACAGUAGAGUUUGUGAUGAAGAGAUUUUAGAGGAACAAUGCAGCAGUGUUGCAGAAACAUUGGCGCAGGAAGCUAUGAUAGCUAUAGCCUCACAGGGCGAGGAGGACUACCUCCCAGAGAGCCACCUGUCAACAGGGGAGGACAUGAGCCCCCCAUCAGUGUCAUCUUAUCCCUCCACCAUACAAAGUGUCCCAUGUGAGCCUUGCUGGUAUUGUCUGAGGUCUCUAGACUCAGAGUCUCAUCCCAGAGUUACUAAACAGGAGGAAAACUUGGAUCCUAAAUCACCUCUGCCGUCUAGUGGCCAGAAAAUGAACUACCAGACAGAUCCCCGACCUCACUUUGGUGUGGCCUGUUCCUCCCACUCCACAUGUCGCCCCCUGUGGGGCAGCGAGGGGCCUUGCUGGGGACACAGAAACCAGGAGAUGGUCGAUCAGACAGACACCUGUCCACACUGCCACCUGGGCUUGCCCCCCGACACACUGCGCUGGCAUGAGGCAAAGUGUCUUCUGUUUGAUGGGCCGAGGAGCUCGAAGAAAGAAAAUUAACCACUGUGAAAGAAAAAUGCGACUUUUAUAUUUCUGCAUUAAUCUUCUGUAUUACAAAAUUCUCAGGAAAAUCUUUGCAUCCUGGGGUGUUGUGUAGUUUCCUUCAGAUAAAUAAAUUGUUUAGUAGGCAUGAAACAUUAUGUCUAUUCCAUAUGACAAUUUGACUUAAUGUUUAAUUCAUUUAAUCCAUCAGUCAAGUCUUUACUAUCCUCCGUUAAAUAUAGAAUAGUUACAUAUUUUUGUAUUCAUCAUUUGUUAGAAGAUCACCAUUUUUCACUUUCCUUGUACAUUACAUUUAAAAUGUCAAAUUUUCAGAUCUUUUUGCAUUACCUUAUAUAAAGAAGUGAAAGCUCCAUUUGAAGAAAUAAAAGGUAAUUAAAAUUAAUAAAAAUAUUCAAAUAAUUGUGUUAUUUUUUCUAUUGUCAAUCACCUUUUGUUGUGGUGGAAUAAGUCCCAGGAGCAGACAGGAGAACUGACGUCUCAUAUUUAUGGUGAGAUUAUUUGAAAAAGAACUUACAACAGCUGGCAGAAACACAAGAGGAACUGGAGAAAGCAGGGAAAGACAAUGACAGGCUGAACAACAGGUAGGGCAA